Ruditapes philippinarum (Manila clam) is the source of this 1662-nucleotide messenger RNA. RefSeq names its product 26S proteasome regulatory subunit 4. Gene Ontology annotation, molecular function: proteasome-activating activity; ATP hydrolysis activity; ATP binding. The transcript is spliced from 12 exons. The record is from RefSeq and is a predicted model, not a curated record. NCBI's taxonomy places the organism in Eukaryota, Metazoa, Mollusca, Bivalvia, Venerida, Veneridae. Gene Ontology annotation, biological process: proteasome-mediated ubiquitin-dependent protein catabolic process. Gene Ontology annotation, cellular component: proteasome regulatory particle, base subcomplex. The coding region runs from base 69 to 1391 and encodes 440 amino acids.
UGCCCUAUCAAAUGUCACGAGUUGUUGAUAUAAUGUAAAACACGCAUGCGCAUUAUCAACCUGAAAAAAUGGGACAACAACAAUCUGGUGGAAGUGGUGGUGGUGGAGAGAAGAAAGAUGAUAAAGAAAAGAAAAAGAAGUAUGAACCACCAAUUCCAACAAGAGUUGGGAAGAAAAAGAAAAAGAUUAAAGGACCAGAUGCUGCAAGCAAACUCCCAAUGGUCACACCAUAUACGAGAUGUAGGUUAAAACUACUGAAGCUAGAGAGGAUCAAAGACUAUCUACUAAUGGAGGAAGAAUUUAUCCGAAACCAGGAAAGACUAAAGCCACAAGAAGAAAAACAUGAGGAAGAGAGAAGUAAAGUUGAUGAGUUAAGAGGCUCCCCAAUGUCUGUAGGUACACUGGAGGAAAUAAUUGAUGAUAACCAUGCUAUUGUAUCUACAUCUGUUGGCAGUGAACAUUACGUCUCCAUAUUGUCCUUUGUUGAUAAAGAUCAACUAGAGCCAGGCUGCUCUGUACUUCUCAACCAUAAGGUGCAUGCAGUUGUUGGAGUGCUAGGAGAUGAUACAGAUCCCAUGGUAACUGUGAUGAAAUUAGAAAAGGCUCCACAAGAAACAUAUGCUGAUAUAGGUGGUCUUGAUACACAGAUUCAAGAAAUAAAGGAAUCUGUAGAAUUGCCUUUAACUCAUCCAGAAUAUUAUGAAGAAAUGGGUAUCAAACCUCCAAAGGGUGUUAUUUUAUAUGGAGCACCUGGAACAGGUAAAACGUUACUUGCAAAGGCUGUUGCUAAUCAAACAUCUGCAACUUUCCUUAGAGUUGUUGGCUCAGAGCUUAUACAAAAAUAUUUGGGAGAUGGUCCUAAGUUAGUGCGGGAGUUAUUCCGUGUAGCAGAAGAGCAUGCUCCAUCUAUAGUGUUCAUUGAUGAAAUAGAUGCUAUUGGUACAAAAAGAUAUGAUUCUAACUCUGGUGGUGAGAGGGAAAUACAGAGAACCAUGUUGGAAUUACUCAAUCAGCUUGAUGGUUUUGAUUCUAGAGGUGAUGUUAAGGUAAUUAUGGCUACAAACAGAAUAGAGACACUAGAUCCAGCACUGAUUCGACCAGGACGUAUUGACAGGAAGAUAGAGUUUCCUUUACCUGAUGAGAAGACAAAACGUAGAAUCUUUACUAUUCAUACAAGUCGUAUGACAUUGGCUGAUGAUGUGAACAUUGAUGAUUACGUCAUGGCCAAAGAUGAUCUCUCAGGUGCUGAUAUCAAGGCAAUAUGUACAGAGGCUGGUUUAUUGGCUUUGAGAGAACGCAGAAUGAAAGUUACAAAUGAGGACUUUAAAAAUGCUAAGGAAAAUGUGCUAUACAGAAAGAAUGAAGGCUCACCAGAAGGACUUUAUUUAUAAAUCUCAGUGCUUGUAGGAAGCUGUUUGCAUAUUUUGGAAUAUUAACUGAUAAUAUACAAUUUGUACUACAUUGUUUUGCAAAUGCAAGAUUAAAUAUAUUACUUUUUCUUUGUUUAAAGACAGGAUUUAAAAUGAAAAGUUAAAAGAUAUUUUGAUAAGUGUGACCUAGUUUUAACAAAAAUGAUUUGAAGUCCUACGUAUUUGUAUUUCACUUAUGUGCAUAACAAUGUUGAUGAUAAUAUACUUUGAAUAAACUGAUGUAAAAUUAUAA